Messenger RNA from Thelazia callipaeda (thelaziosis nematode), 1740 nucleotides. The record is from the annotation of a GenBank genome assembly. NCBI's taxonomy places the organism in Eukaryota, Metazoa, Nematoda, Chromadorea, Rhabditida, Thelaziidae.
AUGCGUAAGGCUGCUGUAGCUGCCGCCAGCUUCUUCGCAGAUGACGAUGAUGAUGCUGAAUCUCCUCCUAUUUCGGGUGGUGAAGAUGAAAUUACAGAAGAAGAGUGGAAUAUAACAAAGGACUUUCUUGUAUCUUUAUCUUUGGAAGAUAACAAUCAUCAAGUCAAACGAGAGCAGUAUCGCAAAUACAUUAAUUCGAUGUUGAAAAGCGGUGGUGGUGAAGGGAUCGCUGAAAUCGGUGUUUCAGUUCUGGACAUCGCAGAUCGAGGUCUGUCAAAGGAAGAUUUGGAAGUGGCGGAAAGAAAACAUCUAGAACUUUUAAAAGCGACCGACAUCACCUCUACACAUUUAUUAACGAGACAGAAAGGCAGUCUCUACACAUCACUUCAUCUUCUUCGAAAAGCAGUUGAUCAAGAUGACUUCAUAGAGAUCCGCGUAGCAGUUGUGGGUAAUGUAGAUGCAGGAAAAUCAACAUUAUUGGGUGUACUAACACACAAUAUUUUGGAUGAUGGUCGAGGGCAAGCUCGACAGAAGUUGUUUCGCCAUAAACAUGAAUUCGAGUCAGGUCGAACAUCGUCCGUCGGUAAUGACAUCCUGGGGUUCGAUGUAAAAGCUCAUGUUGUCAAUAAACCAAAUGUGCAUAGUGGACAACUUGACUGGGCUGCUAUUUGCUCUGAAUCAGCAAAAGUAGUCACAUUUAUCGAUCUAGCUGGACAUGAAAAGUAUCUAAAAACAACAAUAUUUGGAAUGACUGCUCAUGUUCCGGAUUACACAAUGCUGAUAAUUGGUGCUAAUGCUGGUAUUAUUGGGAUGACGAAGGAGCAUCUAUCGCUCACUUUAUGUCUCAGUAUACCCGUAUUUAUCGUUGUUACGAAAACUGACAUGUGUCCUCCUCAGAUCCUUUCGGAAACGAUGAAAAAUUUGGAUAAACUGGUGAAAAGUCCUGGAGUGCGGAAGAUGGCAUUGGUCGUCAAAAAUUUAGAAGAUGUUCUUCACACUGCUUAUCAUUUUAAUGCUGGAAAGGUCUGUCCAAUUUUCCAAGUAUCGAAUGUUGCUGGCACAAAUUUAGAUUUGCUUCGCCUAUUUUUCAAUCUUCUUCCUUUUCGUAAGAAAAACUCUCACGAUGAUCCGGCUGAGUUUCAGAUAGAUGAUGUAUAUUGGGUAGAUGGCGUUGGUACCGUAGUUGCGGGUACAUGUUUGUCUGGUAGGAUCUCAAUAAACGAUACGAUGUUAAUAGGCCCAGAUCUUAAUGGAGAAUUCAUUCCGAUCCCAAUUAAAUCAAUUCAUCGUAAACGAAUGUCUGUGUCUAAAAUAGAAUGCGGUCAAACUGCUUCUUUUUCCAUAAGGAAGUUGAAUAAAAAGGAUGUACGAAAAGGAAUGGUGUUACUUUCCCCCAAAAUAAACGCUGUUUCUUCUAUCCAGUUUGAUGCUGAAACAUUAAUUCUUCAUCAUCCAACGACAAUCGCGGAGAAUUAUCAAGCAAUGGUGCAUGUCGGUUCUAUUCGCCAGGCGGCAACCAUAAUUAAAAUGAAUAAGUCGACAUUGCGAACUGGAGAUCGAGAUUUGGUGACAUUUAAAUUUAUCAAGAAUCCUGAAUAUUUACGAGUUGGAAGUCGUAUGGUGUUUCGUGAAGGUCGGACAAAAGCUGUGGGGACAAUUGUUAGAGUGUAUCCAUUCAGUUCAGUUGGGUCUUCGAAGCAGUUUCGAUCAAAAAACAUGAAAUCCAAAGGUCAUUAUUAA